Neltuma alba is the source of this 768-nucleotide messenger RNA. Its product is annotated as plasmodesmata-located protein 7-like. The transcript is spliced from 2 exons. The record is from RefSeq and is a predicted model, not a curated record. Gene Ontology annotation, cellular component: plasmodesma. The coding region runs from base 10 to 528 and encodes 172 amino acids. Lineage: Eukaryota; Viridiplantae; Streptophyta; Magnoliopsida; Fabales; Fabaceae.
UAAAACACCAUGCUGCUGCUAAACCUGCAACAAAAUCCCUUGCUCUUCACCUUCUUGUUGAGCUUCACAAUCUGGACGUGGUGGACUCUUGACGGCGUCGUUUCAGAGCCGCAGCUCAGUUAUGUGAAAUCAGGUUGCAGCAGCUAUAAUGUCAGUGACGUGGCCAUCUUCAACAAGAACCUAAACGCGACGAUGCGAAGCCUGAGAGCGCAGGUCAGCAACCAGAGCAAACACUCCGCGGUGGCGCAGGCCGUGAAGGGUAACAAUCCGGCGUACGGCGUUUUUCAGUGCAGAAACUACCUCUCUAUCAAAGACUGCCUCGCUUGCUUCGACUUCGCCGCCGUUCAUAUAUACGAGAACUGCUCCGUCUCCGCCACUGGUGCCCGGGUCAUAUACGAGGUUGCUUCCUCAGGUAUGAGAGCAGUAUUUUCUUCGACCAGUCCACAGACGGUGGGAACCACAUUAUGUGUGGGAAUCUUGUGGCUAAAAGCUCCACAGAACUUGCUUCAACUGUGCAACAAGUGCUAAAGAAUCUGGUGGAAGCAACACCAAGAAUACCUGGUUUCUUUGCAGCCGCUGUAACGCCAGUACCUAAAAGUAAUGGUUCAAAUAUUUAUGCCUUUGCUCAAUGUCUCGAGACCGUCACUCAAAGUGGCUGCCAAGAUUGCUUGGAGUCUGGCUUAAGAAAUUUUCAGAUUUGUAUUCCCAACUCAAAUGCUAAGAUUUUUUAUGCUGGUUGCUUCAUGAGAUACUCCACCUCUGCAUUUU